GCAAACGGCAUUUAGGUAAUAUCCGUUCUGGCCGAUGUCUGCGGUUGUCCUGGAUGUUCUUGGUGUCUUCGUUCUGCGUAUCACGGUCCAUAUCAACACCAACGUCACUUCACUGAAGUUACAAUACACCGGAAGAUGGCUGGCCAGUGACGUCGAAGCGUGGCGGAGUCGCAGUCGCAGUGCGAUGCCUUCGGAGACGGCCGCGACACGUCAUGACAUUGAGACUUCGGGUAGCCGAGGACGAAGCGAGGGGAAGGCCCUGCCGCUCCCCACCAUGUUUCACGACUGGAAGUUACUAGGCGAAUGGUGGGGGCUAUGCGCCAAAGGAGUGGCGUGCGGAGCCGACGGGGAAGAUUUCGAUGAAUCAAAGCAGCCAGUGGUAGGGAACGAACGAGCCAAGGGGAUAAGGAGGAUAAUUGUUGAGAGACGGAGCGCCGAGUUAUACGGAGGAUGAGGAAC
Cephus cinctus (wheat stem sawfly) is the source of this 459-nucleotide messenger RNA. RefSeq lists its product as uncharacterized. NCBI's taxonomy places the organism in Eukaryota, Metazoa, Arthropoda, Insecta, Hymenoptera, Cephidae. The transcript is spliced from 2 exons. The record is from RefSeq and is a predicted model, not a curated record. Bases 35 to 454 code for a protein of 139 amino acids.